UUUCUUUUUUGAUACAGGUAUACAAUAACGAAGACGUGGCAUUAAAGCUCCGUAUCAGUCAUUUCUUGUGCGUUUUUUUUUUCCUUCUUGCUGCUUCUUCUGAUAAACCUCUUCGUCGUCUUCGUCUGUGUAACCAUCACGAUCAUCGCUGUAAUGAGUACAUGAUCAUCACAGCGGAACGAGAUGCUGGAGGAUCAGGUAGCGUACCUCUUGCAGAGGUACCUUGGCAAUUAUGUCAGAGGUCUCAACAAAGAGGCUCUCAAAAUCAGUGUCUGGAAAGGUGAUGUGGAGCUGAAGAAUAUGCAGCUUAAGCCUGAGGCUCUAAAUGCUUUAAAAUUGCCAGUGAAGGUUAAGGCAGGUUUUCUUGGAUCAGUGAAACUGAAGGUUCCAUGGAGUAGGCUUGGCCAAGAUCCAGUUUUGGUAUAUUUGGAUCGCAUUUUCUUAUUGGCUGAACCUGCAACUCAAGUUGAGGGAUGUAGUGAGGAUGCUGUCCAAGAAGCUAAAAAGAGCAGAAUACAGGAGAUGGAAUUGAAGAUAUGGGAGAAGUCGCAACAGUUGAAGUCUGAAAUGAAUACAUCAUGGUUGGGAUCCCUCAUCAGCACAAUAAUUGGAAAUUUGAAACUUUCAAUUUCCAAUAUUCACAUCAGAUAUGAAGAUUCGGAGAGUAAUCCAGGGCGCCCAUUUGCAGCUGGUGUUAUGUUGGACAAACUCUCAGCCAUGACGGUAGAUGAUACUGGGAAAGAGACUUUUAUUACAGGAGGUGCACUGGAUCGCAUUCAAAAGUCUGUUGAGCUUGAUCGACUUGCAGUUUAUUUUGAUUCUGAUAUUAUUCCAUGGCAUAUUAACCAAGCAUGGGAAGACUUGCUUCCUUCAGAGUGGUUUCAGGUAUUUAAAUUUGGAACUAAAGAUGGGAGGCCUGCUGAUAAUUUAUCAAGGAAACAUUCAUACAUUCUGCAACCAGUGACUGGAAAAGCAAAAUACUUCAAGCUGCAGCAGAAUGAAACUACUGAUAGCAAACAGCCUUUACAGAAGGCAGUUGUCAAUUUGGAUGAUGUUACAAUCAGCUUAUCUAAGGAUGGUUAUAAGGAUAUUAUGAAAUUAGCAGACAAUUUUGCUGCAUUUAAUCAACGUCUGAAGUAUGCCCAUUUUCGUCCACUGGUAGCAGUUAAAGUUGAUCCAAAGUCUUGGUGGAAGUAUGCUUGUAAAGCUGUAUCUGACCAGAUGAAGAAAGCGAGUGGAAAGAUGUCCUGGGAGCAAGUUUUAAGAUAUGCAAGCUUGCGGAAAAGAUAUAUCUCUCUCUAUGCUUCAUUGCUCAAAUCUGACCCCAGUCAGGUGACAAUCAGUGGCAACAAAGAGAUAGAAGAACUAGAUCGUGAACUUGAUAUUGACCUUAUACUGCAAUGGAGAAUGUUGGCUCACAAGUUUGUGGAGAAAUCGGCUGAAUUGGAUCUUAACUUGAGGAAAAAGAAAGCAGGGAAAUCUUGGUGGCCAUUUGGAGGGACCAGUGAAUCUCCUAAAGAGGGAAGUGAGGAAUUUAAUUUCACCGAGGAGGAUUGGAACCGAUUAAAUAAAAUAAUUGGGUACAAGGAAAGUGAUGAUGGGCAAUCUAUGACUAGCAAGGCAGAUGUUCUUCACACUUACCUGGUAGUUCACAUGAAUCAUAAUGCCUCAAGGCUUAUUGGGGAAGCCAAAGAGCCUGUUGCUGAAUUAUCAUGUGAGGAUCUCAGUUGCUCUGUAAAGCUUUAUCCAGAAACAAAGGUCUUUGACAUUAAGUUGGGCUCCUAUAAGUUAUCAUCGCCAAAAGGUCUCCUUGCAGAGAGUGCAACUUCCUGUGACUCGUUAGUUGGUGCCUUCUAUUAUAAACCUUUUGAUGAUAAGGUGGACUGGAGCAUGGUUGCCAAAGCUUCUCCUUGUUAUAUGACUUAUAUGAAGGACAGCAUCGAUCAAAUUGUGAAGUUCUUUGAAAGUGAUACUGCCGUAAGUCAGACCAUAGCACUAGAAACUGCAGCUGCUGUGCAGAUGACAAUUGACGAAGUGAAGCGCACUGCACAGCAACAAAUGAAUAGGGCGCUGAAGGAUCAUGCUCGGUUUUCGUUGAACUUGGAUAUUGCAGCUCCCAAGAUUACUAUUCCUACUGAUUUUUGUCCCGACAAUGUGCAUGCUACAAAGCUUUUACUUGACCUAGGAAAUUUGAUGAUUAGUACCCAGGAUGAUCGUGAACAAGAAUCAACUGAGGGGAAUAUGUACCUGCGAUUUGAUUUGGUCUUAAGUGAUGUAUCAGCAUUUUUGUUUGAUGGUAAUUAUCACUGGAGCCAAAUUUCUCUGAAUAAUUUAGCCUCUUCUACCAGCAGUGGUUUCUUCCCAAUUAUUGACAAAUGUGGCGUCAUCCUACAGCUUCAACAGAUUCGGUUAGAAACUCCAUAUUAUCCUUCAACUCGUGUUGCUGUGAGGCUUCCAUCAUUGGGCUUUCAUUUUUCACCUGCAAGGUAUCAUCGACUGAUGCAAGUGAUAAAAAUCUUUGAAGGGGAGGAUGAUGACAGUUCAGAGUUUCUUCGUCCUUGGAAUCAGGCGGACCUUGAAGGUUGGUUAUCUCUUCUGACAUGGAAGGGUGUGGGAAUUAGGGAAGCUGUUUGGCAGCGGAGAUAUUUUUGCUUAGUUGGACCUUUUCUCUAUGUACUUGAGAGUCCUGACUCAAGGUCUUACAAGCAGUAUGUAAGCCUACGAGGAAAACAGGUAUAUCAGGUUCCACCAGAAUUUGUUGGUAAUGCAGAGCGUGUUUUGGCUGUGUGUAGUCCUAAAAGGUCGAACAAUAAGAUUGUUGAGGAUACGAAUGCACUGAUUUUACGUUGUGAAUCUGAGGAUUUAAGGAAAACCUGGCAUAGCCGCUUACAGGGGGCUAUUUAUUAUGCAUCGGAUUCUGCUCCUAUAUCUGGUCUGUCCGAAACCUCAUCAGAUAAUGAGGAUACUGAAUCAGAACAUGAUAAUCAGGGUGUGACUGAGAUAGCAAUUGCUGAGAGAUUGUUUGUAACAGGUGUUCUUGAUGAAUUAAAGCUUUGCUUCAGUUAUAGUUAUCAGUCUGGUCAGAGCUUAAUCAAGGUGCUUUCAAGUGAAGAAAAGCAUUUGUUUGAAUUUCGGGCUAUAGGUGGUAAGGUAGAGCUUUCUAUCAGAGACAAUGACAUUUUCAUUGGGACUAUCUUGAAAUCUUUGGAAAUAGAAGAUUUGGUUUGCCACCGGUCCCAGCCUUGUUAUUUGGCUAGAUCGUUCAUUGGGACUGCAGAUGCACACUCAUUAUUUCAUGAUACUAUGGGGGAGGAUGUACAAAGUAGCGAAGUAAUCCCUAGUGAAACUGAUGAUAAGUUUUAUGAGGCACCUGAGACAUUGACAGAUGCUGCUGAUUAUCUUCUGCAAUCACCAGUAGGAACACCCGCGUACGCAUCAAGUUCCCAUCAGGAAACUAAAUAUAAUUAUUCAUCAUUGGAACCCCCAAAGUUUAGUCGCAUUACUGGACUUCUACCAUGUGAUGCUCCUGCUGGUACUAUGGAAGUUGAACUUAGUGAAACACUGGAGAGUUUUGUAAAAGCACAAAUUGUUAUUUAUGACCAGAACUCUACUCGGUAUAAUAGUGUAGAUAAGCAGGUGAUAGUGACUUUGGCUACCUUGACAUUUUUUUGUCGUAGACCGACGAUCCUUGCAAUUAUGGAGUUUGUUAAUUCUAUAAACAUCGAGGAUGAGAACCUUGCAACAUCAAGUGACAGCUUGUCACCAACCAUUGUAAAAAAUGAUGUGUCAAGAGAUGCAGAUGAUCUACAUGACACUGCUGUUGAGGAACAUGCUGUUAAGGGCUUGCUUGGAAAAGGGAAAUCUAGAAUUAUGUUCAAUCUGACAUUAAAGAUGGCCCAAGCACAAAUCUUUUUGAUGAAGGAAAAUGAAACUAAGCUUGCUUGCUUGUCACAAGAGAGUUUGCUUACAGACAUCAAGGUGUUCCCUUCCUCCUUUAGUAUUAAAGCAGCGUUGGGAAAUUUGAAAAUAAGUGAUGACAGCCUACCUAACAGUCAUUUAUAUUACUGGGCAUGUGAUAUGAGAAAUCCUGGGGGCAGAUCUUUUGUGGAGUUGGAGUUCAUGUCAUUCAGUGAAGAUGAUGAAGACUAUGAAGGUUAUGAUUUUAGCCUCUUUGGUGAGCUUUCUGAAGUGCGGAUUGUUUAUUUGAAUCGAUUUGUGCAAGAGGUUGUUGGCUAUUUUAUCGGUCUUGUUCCUAGUAGCCCAAAAAGUGUCGUCAAAGUAACAGAUCAAGUGACAAAUUCUGAGAAGUGGUUUUCAGCUGGUGAAAUUGAAGGAUCACCGGCCGUGAAAUUUGAUCUUUCUCUCAAGAAACCCAUAAUUUUAAUGCCUCGGAGAACAGACAGCCUUGAUUUUCUGAGGCUUGAUAUCGUUCAUAUAACUCUGAAGAACUCUUUUCAGUGGAUUGGUGGAGGUAAAAGUGAAAUGAAUGCAGUGCACUUGGAAACUUUGACGGUCCAGGUUGAAGAUAUCAACUUAAAUGUUGGAACUGGAACUGAGAUAGGUGAAAGCACAAUUCAGGAUGUGAAUGGUCUAUCUGUGAUUAUUCAUAGGUCACUCCGAGAUUUACUGCACAAAUUUCCGAGUACUGAAGUUAUAAUCAAGAUUGAAGAGUUGAAAGCAGCAGUAUCAAAUAAGGAAUACCUGAUUAUUACUGAGUGCGCAGUAUCUAAUUUUUCUGAGGAUGCACAUAUUCCUCCAGCUCUGAAUCAAGAUUCCUCCAUGACAUCAAAUGACGCCACAGGUGAUAUUGUCCCUGAGGCUACAAAUGGUGUUAAUUCGAGGGCUAUGAAUCUUGAAGCCUCUAUUUUGCUGAAAGUGUCUGUGUCCGUAGACCUUGUUGAAUUGAGCUUGUAUACGGGGGUAACCAGAGAUGCAUCUCUGGCCACUGUACAGGUUAGUGGUGCAUGGCUUCUGUAUAAAUCUAGUACAGAUGGAAAAGGAUUCCUCUCUGCAACUCUCCAAGGUUUCAGUGUGUUUGAUGAUCGUGAGGGUGUUGAAAAAGAAUUCCGGUUAGCAAUAGGAAAGCCUGAAAAUGUUGGAGCCAGUCGUCUAAAUGCUUUUUCUCAUCAGCAAAACCAGGACUCAGUGAAUAGUAGCAUAGUCAAAGAGAAUGGUUUCCCAGUUCCAACUAUGCUAAUUGUUGAUGUAAAAUUUGCUCAGGAUUCAACUUUUGUUUCUUUGUGCAUACAGAGGCCUCAGUUGCUGGUUGCACUAGAUUUUCUUCUUGCUGUAGUUGAGUUCUUUGUUCCAACAGUCGGCAGUAUGCUGUCAUAUGAAGAACACAAUAUGUCUCACAUGCUGGAAGCUGUCAUUAUGGAUCAAUCAAUCUACAUACAACCAUGUCCUGAAUUCUCCAUCUCACCUCAAAAGCCUUUAAUAGUUGACAAUGAAACUUUUGAUCAUUUCAUUUAUGAUGGCCAUGGUGGAACCUUGUAUCUAAAAGAUGGACAGGGAUUUAAUCUCACAGAAGCUAGCUCAGAGGCUUUAAUAUAUGUUGGAAGUGGGAAGAAGUUGCAAUUCAAAAAUGUUGUUAUUAAGGGUGGACAGUACUUGGAUUCUUGUGUUCUUCUUGGAGCAAAUAGUAGCUACUCAGUUUCAAAAGAAGACAAUGUCUACUUGGAAGAUUUUGAAGAAAGUCCUUCUGAAAGGUCUUUGAGAGGGAACAUUCUUGAUGAACCGUAUCAAAGCAAUGCAGUUAACAACUCCACAGAAUUGAUCAUUGAGCUUCAGGCUGUUGGUCCAGAGCUUACCUUCUAUAAUACAUCAAAAGAUGUAGGUGAAUUAUUAAACCUGUCAAACAAACUCCUACUUGCACAGUUGGAUGCAUUUUGCAGGAUUGUUUUGAAGGGUAGCAAUACUGAGAUGAGUGCAGACAUUCUUGGUUUGACUAUGGAGAGUAAUGGGAUCAGGAUUUUGGAGCCAUUUGACACAUCCUUGAAGUAUUCAAAUGCUUGUGGGAAUACCAAUAUACACUUGUCCGUUUCAGAUAUUUUCAUGAAUUUCACUUUCAGUAUCUUGAGACUAUUUCUGGCUGUGGAGGAUGAUAUAUUGGCAUUUUUAAGGAUGACAUCAAAGAAAAUGACAAUGGUUUGCUCACACUUUGACAAAGUUGGAACUAUAGAAAAUUCUCGUACUGAUCAAACUUACGCUGUUUGGAGGCCUCAUGCACCUCCUGGUUUUGCCGUACUUGGUGACUACCUGACACCACUAGACAAACCACCAACAAAAGGAGUUCUUGCAAUAAAUACCAAUUCAAUCACGGUUAAAAAACCUGUUAGUUUCAGAUUGAUUUGGCCACCUUUACUUUCUACUGGAGGUGCCGAAAUAGGCAGUUCUAAUUUGUCAUGGGAAACUGAGGAGAGUUGUUACUGUUCUAUUUGGUUCCCUGAAGCUCCCAAAGGUUAUGUUGCACUAGGUUGUGUGGUUACUCGUGGAAGCAAACCACCUCCUUUAUCUUCUGCUUUCUGCAUCCCGUCUUCUUUAGUCUCUCCUUGUCCAUUGAGAGAUUGUAUUGCAAUCAGCACCACUGAUAUGUUUUCAUCCAGUGUGGCAUUCUGGCGGGUAGAUAAUUCUGUUGGCACUUUCUUGCCGGCGGAUCCUGUUACUCUUAAUUUGAUAGGUAAAGCAUAUGAGUUGCGUUGGGUUAAAUAUGAUUUUCUGAAGCCAUCUCUAGCGGCAUCAAGUAGUAUGGAUUCUCGUACUUCUUCUGGUAGGCAUCAAACCUCACAGCUUGAGCAGUCUUCUGAAGGAAAUUCUAAUAGGCGUUUUGAGCCUGUUGCUAGCUUUCAGUUAAUUUGGUGGAAUCAGGGAUCACACUCAAGAAAGAGGGUAUCGAUAUGGCGUCCAGUUGUUCCUACUGGAAUGGUGUAUUUUGGUGAUAUAGCUGUUAGAGGGUUUGAGCCUCCAAACAACUGUAUUGUUUUUCAUGAAUCUAGUGAUGAAAAUAUUUAUAGAAACCCCAUAGAUUUCCAACUUGUUGGACAAGUAAAAAAGCAGAGGGGAAUAGAGAGUAUAUCAUUUUGGCUUCCACAAGCGCCUCCUGGUUUUGUUUCCUUGGGUUGUGUUGCAUGCAAAGGAAAACCAAAGCAGAAUGAAUUAAGCACACUAAGAUGCAUGCGCAGUGAUUUGGUUACAGGAGAUACUUUCUUGGAGGAAAGUGUAUGGGAUACAUCCGAUGUCAGGCAUGCAAGAGAACCAUUUAGUAUAUGGGCUGUGGGGAAUGAGUUGGGGACUUUUAUUGUCCGCAGUGGCUUCAAAAGACCCCCAAGAAGAUUUGCUUUGAAGCUAGCUGAUUCUAGUGUGCCAAGUGGCUCAGAUGUUACAGUCAUUGAUGCUGAAAUUGGAACCUUCUCAACAGCACUUUUUGAUGACUAUGGUGGAUUGAUGGUUCCUUUGUUCAAUAUAUCUUUGAGUGGCAUAACAUUUAGUUUGCAUGGAAGAACCGAGUAUCUGAAUUGCACUGUCAGUUUCUCCUUGGCUUCCAGGUCAUAUAAUGAUAAGUAUGAAGCUUGGGAGCCACUUGUUGAGCCAGUCGAUGGAUUUUUAAGGUACCAAUAUGACAUCAAUGCUCCGGGUGCGGCAUCUCAGUUACGUUUAACAUCAACUCGAGAUCUGAAUUUAAAUGUUUCAGUUUCUAAUGCUAAUAUGAUCAUUCAAGCUUAUGCUAGCUGGAACAACCUUAGCCAUGCUCAUGAAAGUUACAAAAAUAGAGAUGCAUUUUCUCCAACUUCUGUUGGAAGCUCUAUCAUUGACACACUCCAUAGGAGAAAUUAUUAUAUAAUCCCACAAAACAAACUUGGGCAGGAUAUUUUUAUCCGUGCUACUGAAGCUAGGGGUCUUCAAAAUAUAAUUAGGAUGCCAUCUGGGGAUAUGAAAGCUGUUAAAGUUCCUGUGUCGAAAAAUAUGUUAGACUCUCACUUGAACGGGCAACUCUGCAGAAAGAUUAGAACAAUGGUGACUAUCAUUAUAACAGCAGCACAGUUUUCUAGAGUGGAAGGUUCAGAUUCCCAGCAAUAUACAGUGGCUGUCCGCCUAUCUCCUAACCAGAGCCUCCCCCCUGAUGCUUUAGUUCAUCAACAGAGUGCACGCACAUGUGGAAGAAGGGCUCAUCAUUUAUCAGAUUCAAAUCUGGAGUUUGUCAAGUGGAAUGAGAUAUUUUUCUUCAAAGUUGAUUCUCUGGAUUACUACUGUCUGGAAUUAAUUGUUACAGAUAUGAGCAAAGGUGUUCCUGUUGGAUUUUUUUCGGCUUCCUUGAAUGAGAUAGCAAAAACUAUUGAGGACUUCUCAUAUGUCCAUAAUUUUGCCAAAUUUCAGGAUAAUCAUUAUGAGAAGUCUGUACGAAAAUUACAAUGUGGCAUACUAGUGCACAACUCUGAUGUUGAGCAUGCUAAUCAGCCCAAUAAUUAUGAUGGCCGUAAAUCUGGAUUUAUUCAAAUUAGUCCUAGCAAGGAAGGUCCUUGGACUACUGUGAGGCUAAACUAUGCUGCACCUGCCGCUUGUUGGCGGUUAGGUAAUGAUGUUGUUGCCAGUGAAGUUAGUGUGAAGGAUGGUAACAGAUAUGUGAAUAUCCGGUCUCUUGUUUCUGUUCGUAACAACACAAAUUUUAUUCUUGAAUUAUGCCUUGCACCAAAAUCUUCAACAGAAAAGGUGAAUUUGCUGAAAGAUACAAAUAACUCUGAACCUAUCGUACCAGAGAAAAACAGAGUUCAUACAGAUGAGUUUUAUGAGACUGAAAAGUUUACUCCAGACGUUGGUUGGGUUCAUUGCUCAGGUUCUCCAGGGCAGCAUAUGUCAGAAGUGGGAAAAUCCCAACAGGUUUUUACUGGAAUUGAUCUACCACAAGGCUGGGAAUGGAUUGAUGAUUGGCAUUUGGAUACAAAAACUACUAGUACUUCUGAUUGCUGGAUUUAUGCCCCUGAUGUGGAAAAAUUGAGAUGGCCUGAAUCCUUUGAUCCAAAUGAUUCCCACAAUGCUGCGAGGCAGAGGAGAUGGCUAAGAAGCAGGAAGCUAAUAGCAGAUUAUUGUGUGCAGGAAAUUUCUGUUGGGUUACUGCAACCCGGAGAAACUCUUCCACUUCCUCUAUCUGGCUUGACACAAUCUGUACAAUAUUUCUUGAAGUUAAGACCUUUCACUUCGACGAAUCCCAGUGAAUACAAUUGGAGUUCUGUAGUCAACAAACCUGGUCAACCACAGGAUGCUGGUCAGCAGGGGCAAUGCUCAAGGUUGUGUGUUUCGGCUCUUUCAGAGUCGGAAGAACUAUUGUGCUGCAGUGAGAUGCAUGGAACUUCAGAUGGCUCCCACAAGUUGUGGUUCUGUGUAAGCAUACAAGCAACUGAGAUUGCAAAGGAUAUGCAUUCAGAUGCUAUUCAGGAUUGGUGCUUGGUAGUCAAAUCUCCACUACUAAUCAGCAAUUUUCUUCCCCUUGCUGCUGAAUAUUCUGUUCUUGAAAUGCAACCAAGUGGCCACUUUCUUCCAUGCUCGAGAGGAGUAUUUUCCUCAGGAAAAACUGUGCAUAUAUACGCUGCUGAUAUUAGGAACCCUUUGUUUUUAUCAUUGCUUCCUCAGAGGGGUUGGCUCCCUAUACAUGAAGCUGUUCUUAUAUCUCACCCUCAUGGGAUUCCAUCAAAAACAGUUAGUUUGAGAAGCUCAAUAUCUGGAAGGGUUAUCCAAAUCAUUCUGGAACAGAAUUAUGAAAUUGAACGCCCCUUGUUGGCUAAAACAAUUAGAGUCUAUGCUCCUUAUUGGUUGGGAGUAGCAAGAUGUCCUCCACUCACAUUUAGGAUUCUGGUCGUGUCGGGAAAAAGACAUAUGGCAAAGAUUACAUCUCAGUUUGAGAUUAACAAGAAAAAUGCAUCGAUACUUGAAGAAAUAACUGAAGAGGAAAUAUAUGAUGGCUACACAAUUGCAUCUGCUCUUAACUUUAAUGUGUUGGCUAUCUCAGUUGCUAUUGCUCACUCAGGAAAUGAACAUUUUGGACCUGUUAAAGAUCUUUCUCCUCUUGGAGAUAUGGAUGGCUCAUUGGAUGUAUAUGCAUACGAUGCUGAUGGCAAUUGUUUGCGGCUUUUUGUUUCUACGAAACCAUGUCCCUAUCAAUCUGUUCCGACAAAGGUAAUAUCUGUCCGGCCAUUUAUGACUUUCACAAACAGGCUUGGACGAGAUAUAUACAUCAAGCUGAGCACUGAAGAUGAACCAAAGGUCCUGCAUGCAUCUGACUCAAGGGUAUCUUUUGUGUGUCGGGGAAAUGGACCUGAAAAACUCCAGGUGAAACUAGAAGACACUGAUUGGUCAUUCCCUCUCCAAAUUUCAAGAGAAGACACACUUUCUCUAGUUUUAAGAACACACGGUGGUACUCUUAAAUUUUUGAGAACUGAAAUUCGAGGCUAUGAGGAAGGAUCCCGUUUUGUUGUGGUAUUCCGCCUCGGAUCAACUGACGGUCCCAUCAGAAUUGAGAAUAGAACAACAGACAAGCCACUUAGCAUUCGACAGUCAGGAUUUGGGGAAGACGCCUGGAUUCAUUUGCAACCACAUUCAACAAUAAAUUUUUCUUGGGAAGAUCCAUAUGGCGACCUCUUUUUGGAUGCUAAGCUUAGUUAUGUUGAUAGUAGUCCAUUAUGGAAAGUUGAUUUCGGAAGGACCGAAUUAUCUUCUGCAGAGCUUGGGUUGCAAUUUGAUAUCAUUGAUGGGGGAGAUAUAAUAACUGCCAGGUUCAGAGAUGAUAGCAUCCUGAAGUCAAGUUCACAUGAAGAUAUAAGAGGUUCAAUGGCUGGUGGAAAUAGGGGGGUUUCUGGGGUUCAGGCCGAUAUGCAGAACAGUGCUAUACCUUUUGAGAUUUUAAUCGAAUUGGGAGUGGUUGGAAUUUCUAUGAUAGACCAUAGACCAAAGGAGCUCUCUUACCUAUACUUGGAAAGGGUCGUCUUAUCAUAUUCAACUGGAUAUGAUGGUGGAAGAACAAGCAGGUUCAAGCUAAUUUUUGGUUAUUUGCAACUCGAUAAUCAGCUUCCUUUAACAUUAAUGCCUGUGCUCUUGGCACCAGAGCAAUCCCCUGAUGUGCAACACCCAGUGUUCAAGAUGACAAUUACUAUGCAGAAUGAGAAUAAAGAUGGUAUUCAAGUUUACCCAUAUGUUUACAUACGGGUAACUGAGAAAUGCUGGAGGCUUGAUAUUCAUGAACCUAUUAUCUGGGCUAUUGUGGACUUCUACAAUAAUUUGCAGCUGGAUCGAUUACCUAAAAGUUCAACUGUCACAGAAGUUGAUCCAGAGAUACGUUUUGACCUAAUUGACGUUUCAGAAGUAAGGUUGAAGUUGUCCUUGGAGACUGCACCAGGACAACGACCUCAUGGUGUCUUGGGCAUAUGGAGUCCUAUACUUUCAGCUGUUGGUAACGCUUUCAAGAUCCAGGUGCAUCUGAGGAGGGUGAUGCACAGAGACAGAUUCAUGAGGAAGAGUUCCAUUGUUCCCGCCAUUGGAAACCGUGUUUGGAGAGAUUUGAUUCAUAAUCCUUUACAUUUAAUAUUUUCUGUUGACGUGCUUGGUAUGACAAGUUCAACGUUGGCUUCUCUUAGUAGAGGGUUUGCUGAGCUUUCCACAGAUGGACAGUUUCUGCAAUUACGGGCAAAGCAGGUUAGAUCAAGGAGAAUCACUGGGGUUGGCGAUGGGAUUCUUCAAGGAACAGAAGCUCUUGCCCAAGGUGUUGCCUUUGGGGUCUCUGGUGUAGUGAGAAAGCCUGUGGAGAGUGCCCGACAAAAUGGUCUCAUAGGAUUGGCUCAUGGGCUUGGGCGUGCCUUUUUAGGUUUUAUUGUGCAGCCAGUAAGUGGGGCACUAGAUUUUUUCUCAUUGACUGUUGAUGGAAUUGGUGCAAGUUGUUCCAAAUGCUUGGAGGUUUUCAACAACAAGACCACCUUCCACAGAAUUAGAAAUCCUCGGGCUAUACGUGCAAACGGAGUACUUACAGAAUAUUGUGAGAAAGAAGCUACUGGGCAGAUGGUGCUUUACCUUGGAGAGGCAAGUCGGCACUUUGGCUGUACUGAGAUUUUCAAGGAACCUUCAAAAUUUGCAUUGUCUGAUUAUUAUGAAGAACAUUUUAUUGUUCCCCACCAGAGAAUUGUUUUAGUUACCAAUAAACGAGUCAUUCUGCUGCAGUGUCUUGCUCCUGACAAGAUGGACAAAAGACCAUGUAAGAUCAUGUUUGAUGUGCCUUGGGAUGAGUUGAUGGCACUGGAAUUGGCAAAAGCUGGUAGCAGCCAACCUUCUCACUUAAUCCUACACCUGAGACACUUCCGGAGAUCUGAAAAGUUUGCUCGAGUGAUAAAAUGUAAUAGUGUGGAAGAAUUUGAAGGAAUAGAACCCCAAGCUGUUAAAAUAUGUUCAGUGGUGCGUAGAACAUGGAAGGCAUAUCAAGCUGAUAUGAAGAGCUUGGUUCUGAAAGUUCCUUCAAGCCAAAGGCAUGUACAUUUUGCCUGGAGUGAAGUGGAUAAUAGAGAACCUCGUACAUCUAACAAAGGCAUUAUUAGUUCAAGAGAUAUUUCAUCACAUAAUGCAACAUCUGAUGAUAGACGGUUUGUUAAACACAGCAUUACUUUUACAAAAAUCUGGAGCAGUGAACAGGAAUACAAAACCCGUUGCUCGUUAUGCAGAAAACAGGUCUCAGAAGAUGGUGGAAUAUGUAGCAUUUGGAGGCCUGUGUGUCCUGACGGAUACACAUAUAUUGGGGAUAUAGCUCGUGGUGGCAUCCAUCCUCCAAAUGUAGCUGCCAUUUACCGCAAGGUUGAUGGACAUUUUGCUCUCCCGAUGGGGUAUGACCUGGUGUGGCGAAACUGUUCAGAGGAUUAUGUCAGUCCAGUAUCAAUUUGGCACCCAAGGGCUCCAGAUGGGUUUGUUUCUCCAGGAUGUGUUGCUGUUGCUGCUCAUAUGGAACCAGAGCCUGAUCUUGUAUACUGUGUUGCCGAGUCAUUAGUGGAGGAAACAGAAUUUGAAGAGCAGAAGGUUUGGUCUGCACCUGAAUCGUAUCCAUGGGGCUGUCACAUUUAUCAGGCACAGAGUGAUGCAUUGCAUUUUGUUGCUCUAAGACAAAUCAAGGAAGAAUCCAACUGGAAGCCCAUGAGGGUCCGCGAUGACCCUCAUUGUCCGUUGCAAUCAUCAUAAACAAUUUUUUUGGGUUAAGGUUCUUUCUUGGAUUGCCCCUUUCUAAAGAAUACAGUAUUGUAAGUUGGACGAUCGUGGCUGUGUUACUUGUAUGGUAGCAACUAGGUAGUGCUUUACUUGUAAAUAUGCGGGAGCGCAAAUGCAAUUGCCCUUCUUUGCUAAGGACUCGAGAGCAUCGCUAUAUUGCAAAGACGCCUUUGGUGGUUUAUAUUUCAAGUUUUCAACACAGAUAUUUCAUAUUUGAUUGUGGCGUCCACCAGUUAGUUAUACGGUUUACACACUACACUCGAAAAAGGGCUAGCUCGUGGGGUAUGCUCUAGAGAUUCAUUGCUUGGUGACGCGGUUUGAACAUACAUGUGAGCUGUUGAUAGAUUGUCUUUUAUCUAUAGGAUCAGUUGUAAAUGCGCAUAUCAAAAUCUGUGUAUAGUGUUUUCUUGGCUGAUUUCAUUUUCAGAAUUGUAAUGUACGAUAGCAUUUUCAUUUUAUAUAAGUCAAUAUCUGUACGGUGCUUAUGUAGUC
Molecule: messenger RNA, 13719 nt
Organism: Arachis ipaensis
Lineage: Eukaryota; Viridiplantae; Streptophyta; Magnoliopsida; Fabales; Fabaceae
Source: RefSeq, a predicted model, not a curated record